AUGUUGGCACUCACGGCCGCAGGCGCCAGCACGUGGUCGGGCCGUCACGCCUCCUGCCGUGCGCCGGUCCGCGCUGUCUCCCAGCCCAGGGCGUGCGGCGUCGGCGAGCUCGUCGACGAGGCGGCGGCCGCGCUGCUGCCCACGUUUUCUGAAAUCGACCGGCGCACAGAGCAGUCGCUCUCGUCGGUGCUGUCAGCAUUCCGCCGGCACGGAGUCGGCACGCACCACUUUGCGGGCGUGGAUGGCUACGGUCACGGCGACCUCGGCCGCGAGGCGCUCGACGCCGUGUACGCUGACCUGCUUGGCGCCGAGGCGGCUCUUGUGCGAGUGCAGUGCUUCAGCGGCACGCACGCGAUCGCGUGCGCCCUCUACGGCGUGCUCCGGCCCGGAGAUGAGCUGCUCGGCGUCUCCGGCGCGCCGUACGACACGCUGGAAGAGGUCAUCGGCCUGCGCGGCCGCACGGAGGACGGGCUGCGCGGGUCGCUCGCGGACCUCGGCGUGAGCUACUCGCAAGUCGAGCUGGCGGCAGCCUCGGAGGGGACGGCGGUGGCGAAGUUCGACCUCGACGCCAUCGGCGCGGCGAUCCGCCCCUCCACGCGCGUUCUCCACGUGCAGCGCUCCUGCGGCUACUCGUGGCGCGCCUCGAUCCGCGUCCAGGAGAUCGGGCGCCUAGCGGGCUGGCUGCGGACGCAUCACCCGUCGCUCAUCCUGUUUGUGGACAACUGCUACGGCGAGUUCGUCGAGGUUGAGGAGCCGUGCCACGUCGGCGCGCACCUCGUCGCCGGAUCGCUCAUCAAGAACCCGGGCGGCACGCUCGCCCCCUCGGGCGGCUACGUGGCGGGCCGCUCCGACCUCGUCGCGGCCGCGGGUCGUCGGCUGGCGGCUCCGGGCGUGGAGGGCGGCGCGACGCUCGGCAUGACGCGCACGCUCUUUCAGGGGCUCUUCCACGCGCCCCAGGUCGUGGGCGAGGCUCUUAAGGGCUCCCUCCUGGUCGCCCAGACGAUGAGCCGCCUCGGGUACGAGUGCAAUCCGCCGCCGGGGGUUGGCGGCCGCACCGACAUCAUACAGGCCGUCAAGCUGGGCAGCCGCGCCAAGGUGCUCGCCUUCUGCGCCGCCGUGCAGCGCUGCUCCCCCGUCGGCGCUCACAUCGUCCCGGUCGCCGGAGUCACCCCCGGCUACGGCGACGAGGUUGUCUUUGCCGACGGAACCUUCAUCGACGGGUCGACCCUCGAGCUGAGCGCGGACGGGCCGCUGCGCGCGCCAUACGCGGUCUAUGUGCAGGGGGGGACGCACUGGACCCACUGGGCAAUCGUGUUGCGCGAGGCGCUCAGCGCCCUCGCGGAACUGGAAGAGCCGCUUGGCGAAACACACGCCGGCGAGGGCGACUCACGACGUUACGCCGGGCGGCGCUCGCUGAGGAACACUGAGUAG
Messenger RNA from Emiliania huxleyi CCMP1516, 1431 nucleotides. RefSeq lists its product as hypothetical. The record is from RefSeq and is a predicted model, not a curated record. Bases 1 to 1431 code for a protein of 476 amino acids. The transcript has a single exon. Lineage: Eukaryota; Haptophyta; Isochrysidales; Noelaerhabdaceae.